AAGUCCGUGAAGCUUUUCGAUAAGAAUCCGUCAACAUUCAGUGCGCCGCUAGUUCAUCGAGUCAGCAUGUGGUUUAAAGUACAGUAGCCAGUACAACUUUAUUUUGCUAUUGCGAUUUUGUCUUCACUCCCAACUUUGCGUGAUCUUCAUUUUUCGAAGCUGAAGCCGCGAAGGAGAGAAAAUGGGCCGCCGCGUAGUCGGUUUUUCUUUCCGUGUCGUCCCACGUGGGCAUUAUAUGUGGGUCGAGAGCCCUUGAAAGUAAAGAAAAAGGACCUUCUUGCCUUGAUCUUUUCCCGACACUCACCCGGUCGUCGAGCUGCGGCACGGAUGAGCCGGCAGUAGUCCGCCUAGAAGACGAUCGGUCGACGGGAGGACAGCUUGAUUUCCAGCAAGCGCCCGGUACGUCUUGGGCACAUUCGGGCCGGGAAGAGAUUGGGAAUUGGAAAAAUAAACGGUGUAGUCGUGCUGACCAGUAGUCGCCAUCAUGUUGCGGCUUUUCCCGACGCGGAUCGCGGUGGCUGCUUUCUCGGCGGCGCGCGCGGUGCUGGCACAAGCGGAAAAAGUGGAAAUCAUCAUAGACGCGGGGAGCACGGGAUCGCGAAUGUACUUUCUUGACAUACCAUCGCUCUUCGCAGUGGAAAUUUCAAAGCAGCUGUCUCGGAAGAUAGUUUUCAUCGUUCUAUGAUCUUUUCAAUGCUACCGCGUCUCGCAAGAAUGCCAUGGCGGUCAAGUGCCGCAUUGCCAGAGACGUCCUUAGGAAAUAAACGCGGCAAAAGAAAAUCUUCAACACCUGUACUACAUAAAAAUCCGUACUAUUCUGUCCAGGUACGUGUUUCACAGCAACACCGAUGGCGUUCUACUCCACUCCAAAAUUGUCGGCAAGAAGAAGCCGGGACUCAGCUCCUUCGCCGAGAAACCAGAGGGGGCGCUGCAGCCGUUGCAGUGGCUGUUCGCGAAGUUCAUGAAGGAGGAGGGGCCGAAGUACUACGGUAGGGCGAUCGGGGUGAAGAUAUUCGGGACCGCGGGCAUGCGGCUGUUGCCCUCCAGCAAGCGAGAAGGGGUGUGGAAGAGCGUAAGCAGCGGGCUGAACGACUACUUCCGGGGGGAUGUAGCGGGUUCUAAAUUUUGAUAAUUUUUUUAUACUUGCGACGUUUGGUGCCCUCCAUUUCCGAUCGGACUUAAUGUUGUCCGAUAAAUAUGCAAAGACCGAAGAUGAUGUAUGAUCAUGAUGUCACCUUCGCGAAGAAAAAAUUUAAAAGAUAAGUGGUGCCUUGACUUUGUAAUCCGUGGACUGAUGAUCUUAUUUCAACAGACAAGUUGCAGUUCCAGCUGUUGUAUCAAAUGUAAAAGUGUCUGGGUCUGGAAACUUGUGAUGCUGGGUGGCGUCUCAUGAUGAGGCUACAAAUCCUGGCUCAGCAUGACAAGUUUCUGAGCUCCUAGGUGUUGCCUAGUCUGCAUGACAAACUGCGCUUCUGCAUCACAGAAAAACGGAGCUCUUGGGUAACGUGCAUGACAGAUUUAAGAGUCAUGCCAGACAAGCAUGACAAACAUGAAUUCUUCCAGACCCAGACAUUUUUACAUUUGAUAUCUUGAACACGGAAACCAUCGAGGGCGAACAGGAGGGGUUUUUCGCCCUGAUGGGCGUGAACUACCUGGUGAAGCAGAUGCAAAACGUUGGGCAGCCCUGCGAACGGCACGGAAUCCUGGACCUGGGCGGUUCUAGCACCCAGAUUGCCAUUCCGAACGACUGCAACCGGAUCACGAGGCAAAACAGCUUUAUCCGCUCUUUCCCGGAAUCCGGGAUGGAACUCACUCGCGAACGAGUCAACAAACUCUUCACGGCAGCAGAAAGGAAAAGCUGCUACUUCUCCGGCUUCGAAAGCAGCAGCGCGGGUAGUAGUUCGAGUGGCGGGAAGCCCUGCGCAGGUGCGUGAACUUUGCGUUGAAGUGUUGCUUUUUCAGAAAUCAGUAUGCAACUACUCUUACAGGUCCUCUGCUGUUGUUGCCGCCGGAAUUGCUUUGAUUAUACAGCGAGAUGAGGGGCGAAUGAAUAACGGUACAUUUUCGCAAAAAAACAGAUCUCGUGCGCGCGGCGAUGGAACACGAUAAGGGGUCACCGCACCACAUGCAGAAAGACUGGAAAAAACUGAAGAACAAGAACUUGAAAUUUAUCGCGGUCGUAUGCUUCGGGAUAGUUUUCUCGUAUCCUCCUGCAUAGUCCGCAACUUAAUUACUUACGAAUAUGCUUGUCAUGCGCGGCGCCAUGAAAGUGCGACUACAUCGUGCGUGUAAAGUAAUUAGUGUACAGACAAUCGGCUACACCACGGACGAGUGCCUUAUUUUCGGAUAUGAUGGAAAAAGUAAGAUUUUAAAAGUGCCGGAUCAUCAUGAUGAUACUAGUGAAAACUUUUUUUCUCGCCAUAACCCAGCGGCUACAUGUACGUGACGCAUUUUGCGCGGUGGCUUUUGCAGCAGCACUACCCGGAACUCGAUUAUCUCAAGGAGUUUCCCGCACCGAAGCUCAAAUCGGUAAAGCAAGCGGCGGAUAUGCCACAGAAAAAAGCUGGCAGGGCAUAUUUGUAAUGCAAAAAUAAAUACACAGAAAAAUCUGCCAUGCUUGGCCCCACAGCAUGCUGUUUCAGAUAUGCAACGCAGAUUUUUUUGCGUAUCUAUUUUUGCAUUAUGCCAGUUUUCUUCUGUGUGAUAGCGGAGAAGCUGUGCUUGCUGGAGUGGCAGAGCAAGGUCAAGGAGGGACACGAGUACACGAGCAAGUCCAAACUCCCGCACCGGUGCUUCGAACUGCACUACAUCUACACGCUGCUUCACAUGUACACCAACGGUUGCGACGAAUGCAGCAACAUCACUUUCACGGAAGAAAUCAACGGCUCCGAAGUCGAGUGGCCGAUCGGGGCGUGGCUGUAUUUCGCGGAGAAGGCGAAAAAGCAACUGCCAGGCAGCAGCAGUAGCGGGGUGAAAAAACCUCCGCCGAAGGUGGAGCUGUGACCACGACGGGAAGUGGGAAGAGGUGCCCUGUGUCGAAGAUGUUAAGUGCGUGGGACAGCGUGGUAGUUAAACGGCCUGGUUUCUGCAGCAGUCCAGAUUUUUUCAAAUUAAUUCACCAAUUCAGUAGUUGUACAUUGUACAAGUAUCCUGUUCUUCUUCUUCUUCAUUUCUGCGGCUGCUUUUUGAGAUCAAUGGAUCAACUAAAAAUACACUAAAGUUCUUGCAGUUUAUCGAUAAGCAGUUAUAAAUCAAUGAACUGAUAAAGCUUCAAUAGGGCAGAAUCCUGUGCGCAACCGGGAUUUUGUUCUUUUUUGUUUUAAACAAUGAUAGAUAACACCAGACAAAUGCCUCGAGGUUCUUUAGAUAAGAGUUCCCCUGAAGAAAGAGUCCUUUCGCAACAGGAGCAUGUUUGAGUAUGCUAAACUUUUGUGACAGUAAAAAUGUGAAUUUAAGACCACGAUCUUCUUUUUGGCGAAGUAAAGUCAGAGGAAAGUUGGAGACAG
Molecule: messenger RNA, 3506 nt
Organism: Amoebophrya sp. A120
Lineage: Eukaryota; Dinophyceae; Syndiniales; Amoebophryaceae
Source: the annotation of a GenBank genome assembly